Molecule: messenger RNA, 811 nt
Organism: Amphibalanus amphitrite
Lineage: Eukaryota; Metazoa; Arthropoda; Thecostraca; Balanomorpha; Balanidae
Product: 40S ribosomal protein S7-like
Exons: 5
Coding region: 197-775 (192 amino acids)
Biological process (GO): rRNA processing; ribosomal small subunit biogenesis; translation
Cellular component (GO): ribosome; cytosolic small ribosomal subunit; 90S preribosome
Molecular function (GO): structural constituent of ribosome
Source: RefSeq, a predicted model, not a curated record
GAGCUGUUUCAGAAUAUUUGAGGAUAAUUUCAUCCAAACUUAUCUUGAGGUUAAUCGGAGGCAAAUUAAAGGGGAAAGUAUAUUCAUAAAAUAUUUAAAUGACAAAAUAAAAAUCGUUCAUGCAAAAAAAUAUUUUCGAAAUGUUUACAGCAGCGCUGUCAGCCUGUCUUUCGUGGUUCCGCUUUAGCCGGGCAAGAUGGCGCUGGCAACAAAGAUUGUCAAGAAGGCCGGCGACAAGCCGACAGACUUUGAGAACUCGAUUGGCCAGGCUCUGCUGGAGCUGGAGGCCAACACUGACCUGAAGCAGCAGCUCAAGGAGCUCCACAUCACUGCCGCCAAGGAGGUCGAUGCCGGAGACAAGAAGGCGAUCGUAGUGUUCGUACCGGUGCCCCAGAUGCGCGCCUACCAGAAGAUCCAGACCCGCCUGGUGCGCGAGCUGGAGAAAAAGUUCAGCGGCCGCCAGGUGGUGUUUAUCGCUCAGCGCCGCAUCCUGCCCAAGCCCACCCGCAAGAUGAACAACAAGAGCAAGCAGAAGCGGCCCAUGAGCCGGACGUUGACGCACGUCCACGAGAUGAUCCUCGAGGACCUCGUCUACCCCGCCGAGAUCGUCGGCAAGCGCAUCCGGAUAAAGCUGGACGGCUCGCGGCUGAUCAAGGUGCACCUGGACAAGGCGCAGCAGACCAACAUCGAACACAAGACCGACACAUUCGGCGCCGUGUACAAAAAGUUGACCGGUAAGGACGUCACUUUCGAGUUCCCCGAGCCAUACCUGUAACGUGUGACCACUCACCAAUACAUCGGCGAUGCGGUA